Pocillopora verrucosa is the source of this 1138-nucleotide messenger RNA. RefSeq names its product ER membrane protein complex subunit 5. The record is from RefSeq and is a predicted model, not a curated record. NCBI's taxonomy places the organism in Eukaryota, Metazoa, Cnidaria, Anthozoa, Scleractinia, Pocilloporidae.
GGUGUCUGAAGGAAAAAUGGCGGUCAGAGUUUAGAAUCGUGCUCACGUCGAUGAGUUUAAUAUGGGAAUCAUUGGUCGUAUUUUAGUCUUUUUUGGCCUGGCUGCUAUAUUGCAUGCCGGUUACUCAGCAGUUCAAUGUCGAACUUAUUACAAGUUGCUGGAAGAAGAAUUUCCUGGCCUGCCUCCUGAUGUUUGCAUUCAGUGCAUUGUAGGGCUGAUCAUAGGCUGUUUGGGUGUGGCUCAUAUGGCUGGAGAAUUUAAAGAAAUUAGAGCAGCUGCAGAGAUGGCCAACAAGAGCUGGGAAUCAUUUGGCAACCGGCCUUCAUUUUACACCUACAGUCAUAGAGGGAAGAUGUUAUUUUUGGCAAAUGAAGGGGUCAAAGAUUAGUGUCAUUCUGUGGCUAUCUGUAUUACCAUGGAGUAUGUUUGUAUUGAAUUACACAGACUCUGAAUCUUGAAGGAAGCUAUGAGGACUGAAAGAUGAUGGCUUAAUUCGCAAUUAUUGUACUUCUGCCUUUCCCACGUAUGCCGCAAACAGGCUAGCAGACUCUUGUACAAAGCAACUGAAUGAUGUCAAAAUAUGUUGUAUGUAAAAACUACAAAUUUCGAUUUGUCUACAGUAUUUACCCUUUCGUGAAUUGCUUAUAAUGUUCCUAAUAUAGACUUUAUUGUAUUACUCCGACAUACUCACUGCAGGAAGCAUACAAAAACGAAGCCUAGUUCAGUAUUAAUGGUCGCCGGUCUAGUAACCCAAGAGUCAUCUCGCCUAAAGUCAUGUCGCCCAAAACCGGAGUCAGGUCGCUCGAUACUGUCGCUCGAAAGCGGAGUCUAGUCACUCAAUACUUUUAGUCAUGUUGCCCGGUAAAAGUGGAAAUGAUAAAUACAAUGGCCUCUAAGAUCUAUAAGUAAUUUGAAUUGUUCGAGUCCCAUUAAAUUCCUGAAACUUGUAGGUAAAACUUCAUUCCAGAGAUCGUGCAAUUACUGACUGUUUUAAGUUUUAUUCUUAAACAGAAUGUUCCAUUCGCUGCGCUCUUUCGCUUUUUUUCAAUCUAAUUUUUCGGCAGAGCUUUUAAGUUUAGGUAUUAGUAAACAAUUUUUAUCUUAGGAUUUGCAAUGAUAAUAGGACUGCUUGGAGUCU